AGCAACACGCCAACCAUGUAUGGGUUUCUUGCCAUUGCUCUGGCAGCGUCGCUGCUAUUCACACACCUCAUAAUAUAUCCGCUUGUGGUUUAUUUUCUGGAUCGCAAAGGCUUACGUCGGUACCCUGCUAUGAGUUUGCUUGCGGGAGUCACCAACAUCCCUUAUAUGAUCGAAAGCGCCCGGGGGGCACGCUCCCGGCGUUUAGCGGGGUUGCAUAGCAAGCAUCCUGUCCUACGAAUCGGUCCUAAUGCGCUUUCAUAUGGUGAUGUGAGGGCGAUCAAGGACAUGUACGGACACUCCACCAAGUGUAUCAAGGACGACUUCUACCAGUUGCUUUCCGGGAGCCAUCAUAACCUUGCCGAUGUCGUCGACAAAAAAGAACAUCAUCGAAAGCGAAAGGUUCUCUCGAGCGCGUAUGCCCUCAAAAAUUUAGAGGAGUGGGAGUUCAAAGUAGUGGACAAGAUUACCAAGUUGUGCAAUCAAUUUGAUAAACGAUGUCCUGCAGGAAAGCAGCGUUCAAGCGACACUGAGACGAAUAUCAUUGAUUGGCGGGCUUGGUCCAACUUCUUCACCAUGGAUGCGAUCGCAGAUAUUGGAUUAAACUCUAAUCUUGGAUUCCUGGGUCAGGGCAAUGACAUUACAAUCUCGGAAUCCCUCGACGGUAGUACUCGCUCUGUCAGCUAUCGGGGCUCUCUUCAUAACCAGCUGCAGGCUCAAUCACAGCUGGUAUGGGCAUACGGGUGGUAUAAAUCACUGGUCAGAUGGGGUAAGAGAUUGCCAACUCGCUAUCAAGCCCUCAUAUCUACAGGUGAAGGGUUUGAUGGGAUUGUGGUCCACCAGGUGCGCAAAAGACUGAAGCGGUAUCAUGACGGCGAGAAGCUCGAUGACUUCUUCCAAGCGUUGAUGGAAUCAAAAGAUGGAAGUCCUAACCAUCUUCCAUUUGGAGAAAUUGUGGCCGAAAUAUCUAUCAUGCUUAACGCUGGUUCCGUGUCCACUGCCGUGGCAAUAAACAACGCAAUCUAUAACUUACUUAGGAAUCCAAAAGUACUCUCGCGCCUUCGGGAGGAAAUUGAUACAGUGGCGGACGAGGGCGAGGUUGCAAUCGCAUAUGACAAGGUGAAAGACCUGCCUUACCUCCGAGCCUGCUUGGACGAAAGCUUGAGAAUUCUACCGCCGACACCGUUUAAUCUGCCCCGCAAGACACCCCCCGAGGGUUGCGAGAUUCUUGGACAGUGGGUUCCAGGAAAUACUACCGUUUCAAUGUCAUCGUACGUCGCACAUCGUGAUACGAACGUCUUCCCCGACCCGGAGGUCUUCCGUCCUGAGCGCUGGCUCGGCGAGGCAGGCAAGCAAUUGCAGCCGUACUUUAUCACCUUCAGUGCAGGUGCCCGCGGCUGCAUUGGUAGAAACAUUAGUUACCUGGAGCAAACUACCAUUGUAGCGUCCAUUAUCAAUCGUUACGACCUUGAGCUUGCCGACCCGUCGGUGGAACAAAGUAGCUAUGAGCACUUGAAUAUGAACCCUGGCCCGCUGUAUCUGAAGGUAAGGCUACGGGGGCAGGGUUAG
This is a messenger RNA of Aspergillus bombycis, 1566 nucleotides long. RefSeq names its product cytochrome P450. The annotation marks the transcript as partial. Gene Ontology annotation, molecular function: iron ion binding; monooxygenase activity; heme binding. The transcript has 3 exons. Lineage: Eukaryota; Fungi; Ascomycota; Eurotiomycetes; Eurotiales; Aspergillaceae. The record is from RefSeq and is a predicted model, not a curated record.